This is a messenger RNA of Zophobas morio, 4283 nucleotides long. RefSeq names its product xanthine dehydrogenase-like. Lineage: Eukaryota; Metazoa; Arthropoda; Insecta; Coleoptera; Tenebrionidae. The record is from RefSeq and is a predicted model, not a curated record. The transcript is spliced from 8 exons. Gene Ontology annotation, molecular function: iron ion binding; FAD binding; 2 iron, 2 sulfur cluster binding. Bases 157 to 4203 code for a protein of 1348 amino acids.
UGUACGUACUUCUUCCCGCAACAUCGAUAAAGUUCUUUUCUAUAACUUCGCGUAAAUAAUGUUAUCGGUCAAAUCACGUGAUGCUUAUUCUUACUUAAUCUUUGACUUAUCUUAACGACUAAUGCUAAUUGUUGCUGGGUAGUUUAGUUCGACGAGAUGGCUCCGCAAGAGGACAAUGUUCUAGUGUUUUUUGUUAACGGAAAGAAGGUGGAGGAUGAUCAAGUCGACCCCGAAUGGACACUUCUCUUUUAUCUACGUAAUAAGCUCAGACUGUGUGGGACCAAACUGGGCUGCGGGGAAGGAGGAUGUGGCGCUUGCACUGUGAUGGUCUCCAAGUACGAUCGGAUCAAAAAUAAAAUUAUUCACCUACCUGUAAACGCUUGUCUAGCGCCAGUAUGUUCAAUGCACGGUCUAGCCAUAACAACAAUCGAAGGAAUCGGCUCCACCAAAACCAAACUACACCCAGUUCAAGAAAGAAUAGCCAAAUCACACGGUUCCCAAUGCGGCUUUUGCACCCCCGGAAUCGUAAUGUCAAUGUACACCCUUUUAAGAACCUCGCCCAAACCAACAAUGAAAGAAAUGGAAGUCGCUUUCCAAGGCAACCUCUGUCGUUGUACAGGCUACAGACCAAUCAUAGAAGGCUACAAAACAUUCACCGAAGAAUGGGAAUUGCUACAAAACUCCAACAAACUAAACGGCGAACAAACCAAUGGUUGUGCAAUGGGCGAUCAAUGCUGCAAACUUCAAAAUGGUACCGGUACCACCGACCCUGAAGAAGUUUUAUUCAAACGAAGCGAGUUCACCCCGUAUGAUUCCUCCCAAGAACCAAUUUUUCCACCAGAAUUAAAGAUUUCGGGUCAAUAUGAUAAGCAAUAUUUGGUUAUUAAGGGGAAAACGGUCACUUGGUAUAGACCAACGAACUUAGAACAACUACUAGAACUGAAGAAACUGUUUCCUGGUGCGAAACUGGUUGUAGGAAAUACGGAAGUUGGUGUGGAGGUUAAGUUUAAACACAUGGUGUACCCGGUUAUAAUACAACCUGUGUUGAUACCGGAGAUGGUUGACAUUACUAAUACCGAAAAGGGGGUUAGGGUAGGAGCGUCUGCCACUCUCAUCGAUACCGAAAACCACUUGAAAAACGAAAUUAAUCAACUACCUGAAGAGAAAACACGAAUUUUUAAAACCGUAGUCGAUAUGUUGAAUUGGUUUGCUGGUAAACAAAUCAGAAGUGUGGGGGCUCUUGGUAGUAAUAUAAUGACGGGAAGUCCAAUUUCUGACAUGCUUCCGAUUCUCAUGGCCAAUGAAGUAACGCUAGAGUUACAAAGUCGGGAUAACGGAAAACGCGAGGUUCUUUUAGACGGGAACUUCUUCACAGGGUACAGAAAAACCAUAGUCAAACCGGAGGAAAUACUUUUAGCCAUUUAUAUUCCUUACACUAACAGCGACCGCUACUGUUACGCUUACAAACAAGCACGGAGACGUGAAGACGACAUCGCUAUUGUAAACGCGGCCAUCAAUGUCACUUUUGAACCCAAAACUGACAUCAUCUCUGAUAUUAAUCUAGCUUUCGGGGGUAUGUCCUAUAAGACUGUCACAGCACCCAAAACUCGAUCAAAACUGAAAGGUUUACCCUGGAAUCGGACCACUCUAGAACUGGCUUUCACCCACUUACAAGAAGAUUUGCCUCUGGACCCUGGUGCUCCUGGUGGAAUGUACGUCUAUAGAAGAUCCCUGACGCUAAGUUUGUUUUUUAGAGCAUUCCUAGCGAUUUCACAAGAUUUGGAAAAAUAUAUCCCUCAUAUCAAAAUCGACAAACGCGACCUGAGCGGAAUCAACGGUUUUCAUUCAAAAGAGUACAAAAGCUCGCAGUACUUCACCGUCGUACCCAAAACCCAGGAAAAAACAGACGCUCUUCAGCGACCAGUAGUACACGCGUCUGCAUACAAACAAGCCACGGGUGAAGCGACCUACUGUGACGAUAUCCCGUUUUUCGAAAACGAGCUCUAUUUAGCGUUCGUUACAAGCACCAAAUCGCAUGCCAAAAUUUUGUCGGUGGAUACCACCGAGGCUUUAGCUGUGGAAGGUGUGCACUACUACGUUUCCGCUAAAGACAUAGACCCGAGUUGCAACAACAUAGGUUCUAUUGUUCACGACGAAAAAGUAUUUUAUGAUGAUGUGGUGACCAGUCAAGGACAGAUUAUAGGAGGAAUUAUAGCCGUUGAUCAAAUGACUGCACAAAAAGCCGCUCGUAAAGUAAAAGUUGAAUAUGAAGAGCUUCAACCCGUCGUUGUUACAAUUCCUGACGCCAUCAAACACAACUCGUACCUUAGUAGCGUACCACAUAAAGUCAUCGCGAGAGGAGACAUCGACAAGGUUUUCCAAACCGCGCCUCAUGUUUUAGAAGGCGAGUGUCACAUGGGGGGUCAAGAGCACUUCUACCUUGAAACUCAGGGUGUGGUGGUGGUACCCAAGAAAGAAGACCAAGAGAUGGACGUGUAUUCAUCCACCCAAAACCCGACUGAAGUUGCCGCUAUGCUAGGUCACGUUCUUGGUAUCCAACUAAACAAAAUUGCGGUCAAAGUGAAGAGGUUAGGUGGAGGCUUCGGGGGAAAAGAAUCCAAGGCGAUGAUGAUAGCAGUGGCUGCUGCGGCUGCAGCCGUCAAGCUAAACCGGCCCGUGCGGUGUAUGCUAGACCGAGACGAAGACAUGGUGAUGACGGGAGGUCGACACCCGUUUUUGUCAAAGUAUAAAGUGGCGUUCGACGAUCAAGGCAAAAUCCUGGGGGCGCUCGUAAAAAUUUACUGCAAUUGUGGAUAUUCGUUCGACUUGUCACCUGGGGUUUUAGAACGCGCAAUGGCCCACGCUGAAAACUCGUACAACUUACCCGUGGCCCGAAUUGAAGGCUACUUAUGCAAAACCAAUCUUCCUUCGAAUACCGCGUUUCGUGGUUUCGGAGGUCCGCAAGGGAUGUACGCUGCCGAGUGCAUGCUCCAAGACAUUUCAGUCUUUCUUAACAAAGACCCGGUGAAACUAAGCGAGUUGAACUUGUACAAAGAGGGAGAUUCGACUCACUAUAAUCAAAAAUUGAUCAACUGCACUAUCAAUAAGUGUUGGAAGGAAUGUAUCGAGUCAUCCCGCUACUACGAAAAACGCAAAGAAGUGGAUAAAUUUAACAAGCAGAAUCGUUACAAGAAGCGAGGUUUGAGUGUCAUCCCGACCAAGUACGGGAUUUCUUUCACCGUGCUACAUUUGAAUCAAGCUGGAGCUUUGAUACUAGUGUACACUGACGGUUCAGUGCUUUUGCACCAUGGUGGUAUCGAAAUGGGACAAGGUCUCUACACCAAAAUGUUACAAGUGGCUAGCAGAAGUCUAGAAAUCCCUAUUGAAAAAAUCCACACUGUGGAAACUGCAACUAACACGGUUCCGAAUACUUCUCCAACUGCCGCUAGUUCGGGUUCCGACUUGAACGGAAUGGCCGUCAUGCAAGCUUGUAACAUCAUCAAAGAACGACUAAAACCGUACAAAGAAGCCAAUCCUAAAGGAAAAUGGGAAGACUGGGUUAAAAAAGCGUACUUUGACCGAGUUAGUCUGAGUGCGACUGGUUACUAUCGAACACCAGAUAUUGGGUACAACUGGGAAACCGGUGAAGGUAACAUGUUCAACUAUUUUACCUACGGUGUGGCUUGUUGCGAAGUGGAAAUUGAUACCUUGACUGGAGAUCAUGAAGUUCAUAGUGUCGAAAUCGUGAUGGAUUUAGGUGAAAGCUUGAACCCUGCCAUCGACAUAGGUCAGAUCGAAGGUGCUUUCAUGCAAGGGUACGGUCUGUACGUGCUUGAAGAAUUAGUGUAUUCGCCGUCUGGAACAAACUAUACGCGAGGUCCCGGGACUUACAAGCUUCCAGGUUUUGGAGACAUUCCAGGGGAGUUUAAUGUGUCGUUGCUUAAAGGAGUGUCAAACCCUAGAGCGGUUUAUUCAUCAAAGGCUGUAGGGGAACCUCCACUGUUUCUUGGUAGUACGGUACUUUUUGCAAUUAAAGAUGCCAUAAAAGCAGCAAGGGUGGAGAAUGGGUACGAUCCAAACGAUUUCCAGUUGGUUUCGCCGGCUACUUCGGCUAGGAUUCGAGUGGCAUGCCAGGAUAAUAUAACAGCGAAGUUCAAAGAACCAGAGCCUGGAACGUAUUCGCCGUGGAACGUCUUGGUGUAGCUCAGCUUUUAUUACGUACGAUAUUGUGAUAUUAUAAUAUUCGUUACUGUUUAAAUAAAGAUGAUACUGUGGUGGCCAAA